Molecule: messenger RNA, 1206 nt
Organism: Dermatophagoides pteronyssinus (European house dust mite)
Lineage: Eukaryota; Metazoa; Arthropoda; Arachnida; Sarcoptiformes; Pyroglyphidae
Source: RefSeq, a predicted model, not a curated record
AUGGAACAGCAUCGAAUACUUCGAUUAUUACUAAAUACUUUUGGUUUUCUUGGUAUACAAUUACGACCAUUGAUUUUAAAUGAUCCAUUGAGCAUAAUAAAUUGGUCAUGGAAUGUUUUGAUAAAUUUAUUAUCACUUUAUAAAUUACAUGAUCAAAAACCAUUUGAUCCACGAUUAAAACGAUUAAUGUCAACUGAUCAAUACCUGAUGUAUUAUCUUAUUAAAAUAUGUGGUUCAUUAAUAUUUCCGGUGAUUUAUCAUUCAUAUAUUAUUACUUAUAUGAUUUAUGGACAUCGAUUAAUACGUCAUCUACAAUCAACAAUAUUUGCAUCGGUUCAAAUCUCUUCACGAAUUGAUAAUCUAAUGAUUAUUGCUGGAUUGGUGAUUCCGACAUUUUUUCUUUGGCUUAGAAAUUUCUUGCCAUUUGAUACAUUUAGCUUAUCAACAAUAUUUGGCAUUCAAAUAUUUGCAUUUUAUAAUACCGUCUCAUGGAUAUUAUUAUAUUUCAUACAAUUGGCUAAUCUUCAUGUGUUGGAACAAAUUCGUCAACGUUAUCUGGAUGAUGAAAUUGAAAAACAAACAGUGAAAUUCACUAACACAAGAAAAUGUAAAAGUUUAUAUUCAAAGAGAUCACAAUGCGAGAUAUUGGCUGAAAUUGGCAAAAGAAACGAACCAAUACGGCAUACAUUGAAAAAUCAAUCAUCAAUCACAAAAUGUCGAAAUCUUUUUGAAGAGAUGAAAGAAUUGGCUGAAUUGAAUAAUCGAUUACAGCCAAUAUCUUCAUUAAUAAUAAUUAUUCAACUGAUUCAUACAUCUAUUGUAACCACAAUAUCUAUGAACGAUACGGCAAUGGCUGAUUUUCCUUAUAAUUUUGGUUAUUUUUCCGAAAUACUAUUGCGAAUGUUAAUUUGGUUUGGUCUUUUGACAAUAAAUCGUAAAGUUUUACAAAAUUUUAAUCGUAUUGAAGGAUUUAUGUUACGAAAACUGCGUAAAGUUAGUCCAAAUCAAACAAUACCAUCGUCGACACAGAAUUCAUCACCAUUAAAAUGUGCCAAAGUUAUGAAAUUUAAAGAGAUGAAUAUUUAUCAACAAUCAUUUACUCUAUUGUUGUUUGAUGUUCUUUGUAUUGAUUUGAAAUUUUUAUUGGAUUGGAUUUGUUUUAUAGCCGGUUAUGCAACAUUAAUACAUCAAACUCGUUGGCUUUGA